UUUAAACCGUGGUGGAGGGGGCGGCGGGAGCGCGCCGGGUGCCGGCUGCUCCUCGCUCGGCUUCGACUCUCCCGCUGCCGUCGGCGUCUCCCGCGCGCCCCGCCCCGGCCCCGGGCUCCGCCGCCGGCCCCGCGCCUCCCCGACGACGUAGGCCCCUCCGGGCAGCGCCGGGAGCCGAGAUGAAGGUGCUGGGACACCGGCUCGAGCUGCUGACAGGGCUCCUGUUGCACGACAUGACUAUGGCUGGUCUUCAAGAACUGCGAUUCCCAGAAGAGAAGCCUCUGCUCCGCAGCCAGGAUGCCACUGAGCUGGAGAACUCUGACACCUUCCUCUCAGCUGUGGACACAGACUGGAAGGAGCACGAUAUCGAGACGCCCUAUGGCCUUCUGCAUGUGGUGAUCCGGGGCUCCCCCAAGGGGAACCGCCCAGCCAUCCUCACCUACCAUGAUGUGGGCCUCAACCACAAGCUGUGCUUCAACACCUUCUUCAACUUCGAGGACAUGCAGGAGAUCACCAAGCACUUUGUGGUGUGCCACGUAGAUGCCCCGGGACAGCAGGUGGGGGCGUCGCAGUUCCCUCAGGGGUACCAGUUCCCCUCCUUGGAGCAGCUGGCCGCCAUGCUUCCCAGCGUGGUUCAGCACUUUGGGUUCAAGUACGUGAUUGGCAUCGGAGUGGGAGCCGGAGCCUAUGUGCUGGCCAAGUUUGCGCUCAUCUUCCCGGACCUGGUGGAGGGGCUGGUGCUGGUGAACAUCGAUCCCAACGGCAAAGGCUGGAUUGACUGGGCUGCCACCAAGCUCUCGGGCCUGACCAGCACCCUACCUGACACGGUGCUCUCCCACCUGUUCAGCCAGGAGGAGCUGGUGAAUAACACGGAGCUGGUGCAGAGCUACCGGCAGCAGAUCUCCAAUGUGGUGAACCAGGCCAACCUGCAGCUCUUCUGGAACAUGUACAACAGCCGAAGAGACCUGGACAUUAACCGGCCUGGGACGGUGCCCAAUGCCAAGACACUCCGCUGCCCCGUGAUGCUGGUGGUCGGCGACAACGCCCCUGCUGAGGAGGGGGUGGUUGAAUGCAAUUCCAAACUGGACCCAACCUCCACGACCUUCCUCAAGAUGGCAGAUUCUGGGGGCCUUCCCCAAGUCACACAGCCAGGGAAGCUGACUGAGGCCUUCAAGUACUUCCUGCAAGGCAUGGGAUACAUGCCCUCAGCCAGCAUGACCCGCCUGGCACGCUCCCGCACCGCGUCCCUCACCAGCGCCAGCUCGGUGGAGGGCAGCCGCCCGCAGGCCUGCGCUCACUCGGAGAGCAGUGAGGGGCUGGGCCAGGUCAACCACACCAUGGAGGUGUCCUGCUGAAGCCCACGGUCCUGCCCGAGACACCCACCUCUUCGGGGCCCCCCUGCCAUCCCUGCGCCGGCUCAUCGUUCCUUUCGUUUAUUUCUGUGAGGGUAAAGGGGAGGAGACGAAGGUUAUUUUUCUUUUGUUUAAAAAAAAUGAGGGAUCCAAGGUAGAUGCUUGCAGUACAACAGUCUGAGAUGGUUAGAGGGGCGCCUCCUCCCUGGCCCAUCGCCGCCCCCCACCCCUCCGUGUUCACUUGGCUGACGUGUCCCCUCACCCCCACUCUGGCACUGUGCGGCGAGCCCCAGAGAGGGCAGAGUCCUCUGAGAACAAUCCAGCAAGAGCAUGGGUGGGAGGGAGACCUCAGGUUGGAAGAUGGGAUGCAGUUUUGAGGUGGUGGGUGCUGAGUUCAGACUCCGAUAUGAGGGACAGGAGCCCCGUUCCUCUGAAGGCCUCUUCCCCUCCACCAAGCACAAACUUGCACGUUUGUGGUACAGGAGACAAUCAUGCGGAUGGUGACCACAAGGGGGCGCUGAGACGGGGCAGCCACUUUCCUGGUGCUCUCUGGGACUGAGGUGAACCAUGGGAACCCCAGGACAGAAAGUCCAGUGCUUUCCCUCUCCCCUGCUCCACCUCCCACCCCCACUCUGCCACCUUCUGGCCCUUUCCCAUCCUAAGCUAGGUGUCCUAGGCAGAAAUCACCUGCUUUUGUCUUCCUAAUGACCUGUCUGGGGGCAGAGGGAUAGUCUGGGAUUGCUCAUGUGCUUUGUGUAGACUUGGGAUCAGAUCUCUGGAAAAUGGCAGGUGACUGAGAGUUCUGUAAGAAGCCUUUGUUGCCUCAGAGUUCAGCCCACUUGGUAGUACCUGGUGUUUCCCGGCAAAGCCCUGGUCAAGCUGUGCCAGUGAGUCCUGCAGCCAUCACUGGGGAAACAAGUUUAUUGGAGAGAUCUGGUUCAAGACGAGAUACCACCACCUCCACCCACUGGAGUAGGCCGGGGUUUGCCGGGUCUUGCGAUGGUAAAUGGAAAGUUCUUGAACAAGGGCCAAGUAGAAGAGAAGGGCUUCCUAGACAUGCCUGCCUCCCACAGCCCAGGACUGUGCCCUCUACUCCACAACCACCCGGUUUACCAGGGAGAAUCUCCCAGGCCCCCCAAACAGAGCCCUUGUCCCAGAUUCUCAAUCUAUUGUCACAAUCUCCCAAACAGGAAAAUGAAAACAAAAAGAAGGGCUGUAAGGGAAAGGGAAGGGUUAGUGUGGAUUUUUACAGGGUGUGUUCUGAGGCCAAGAGGUCAUCAAAAUCCACAUUCCUGGCACAGGCCGCCCCUGCAGUACUCUUAAGCCAUUACUCUAGAGCCGGGUGGAGUGUGUUCUGUCCCCAGUUCUGUUUGCUCACGUGCUUUCUUUGAAUAUUGAAUGUGACUGUUGAAAACUGGUAGAAUUAAUCCCUCUUACUGUAUGUAGAUAGCACUGCGAGUAUUUGACUUUUUUUGCUGUGUUCUUUCACAUGAGAUAUCUAUAAAUAUCUAUUCUAUAUAUAUGUAUAUUGAGCCCUCCUGUGUGUAGUUUUCCAUCGGAGUUUGUCUCCUUGAUCAAGGUGAACUUUAAUGGAGUUUAUUAUUUUCUUCUCUGUACAAAGAGCCUAAUUUUGUGUAUUAUGGUGGCUGAUGUCAUGAGACUUUGAGAUGACAAAAUGUAUAAUAACAAAAGCCCUUGUCUAUGUAGAGAGAAUUGACUGUACUGACAAACUAAUAAAAGACUAAGUGGAGCUUGAUGUGGUGAUGCCAAGCGGGAGUCUUGAGGCUGCUGCUUGGGCCUAGGUUUGGGGAAGGAGCCAUGGUACCAUACAGACUGAUUCCAGCACUUAGCACAUGGAGUCUUACCAAUCUUAACAACAGCUCUUUGGGGGCAAUGCAUUCACAGCUGAGGUCACUGAACUGAAGAACAAAGAAUAUGCCCCAAUAAGAGGCCAAACAGAGUUGACUCUGGCAUUG
Perognathus longimembris pacificus (Pacific pocket mouse) is the source of this 3328-nucleotide messenger RNA. It is a transcript of the gene Ndrg4, whose product is annotated as NDRG family member 4. The transcript is spliced from 16 exons. NCBI's taxonomy places the organism in Eukaryota, Metazoa, Chordata, Mammalia, Rodentia, Heteromyidae. Gene Ontology annotation, cellular component: cytoplasm. Gene Ontology annotation, biological process: signal transduction; brain development; positive regulation of ERK1 and ERK2 cascade. The coding region runs from base 180 to 1355 and encodes 391 amino acids. The record is from RefSeq and is a predicted model, not a curated record.